AUGUCGUUGUCCAGGCUCUUGUCAGUACUAUACGAAGCAUUGUGCACUUACCCGACUAGAAGCCAAAUCACAAAACACUCUGUACAUGCUCUGGGCGCGGAGUGCGCACGCCUAUGCUCUGUCACUGCCGCCAACAGGCGCCAAAUCAUCCCAUCCAAUACCCACAUCGUCUCUUGCUCACACGAUGAGACGAUACGGCUAUGGGAUGCGGUUUCUGGUACUCCAGUGAGUGUCCUAUGUGGACACACUGGUUGGGUCUGUUGUGUGGCCUUCUCACCGGAUUUCAAGUACAUUGCUUCAAGUUCUGCGGAUCGUACCAUUCGCCUGUGGAGUGCAUACUCCGGAGAGAUCUUGGCAAAUUUUGAGGCAGAGGAAAUAUGGUCCAUCGCUUUCUCCCCCGAUGGCAAGCAGAUCGUGACUGGUGAAUCCUCUGGUAAAGAACAAAUUUGGAACGUCGAUGUAUUACUGUAG
Molecule: messenger RNA, 471 nt
Organism: Pleurotus ostreatus (oyster mushroom)
Lineage: Eukaryota; Fungi; Basidiomycota; Agaricomycetes; Agaricales; Pleurotaceae
Exons: 2
Coding region: 1-471 (156 amino acids)
Molecular function (GO): protein binding
Source: RefSeq, a predicted model, not a curated record